GGUACAUCACGUGACGUCACAUGUACACAAACAAACUUCUCGAUUUUCGAUUCCGUCUCCAGGCCGGUCCGUCUCCGUCAGAGCCGGGUGUCCGUGGUCGCUCCCGCGGGUGUGACGGUUCCGAGCGUCUCUCGGUGUUUGGUUCUGGUUCUGGUUCGGGACAUGGAGCCGGUGGAGAGCAUCAACGCGGGAGUUUCUCAGCGCCUCCACUCUGAUGGUCGGUGCAUAGAGAGGCGAAACUGGGCCGGGUUCUGGAUUCUUGGCCUGUGCAACAACUUUGCUUAUGUGGUGAUGCUGAGCGCCGCUCAUGACAUCCUGACCAAGCAAGAGUCCAAGAACUCCACAGCUUCUGCUUCCCCUACGCUGGUUGUUGACUCUCACGUUGGGAACAGCAGCAGUGGAACAAACUAUGACUGCAAUCCUGUUACCACUGGGGCCGUACUGCUGGCUGACAUCCUCCCAACGCUCUUCAUCAAGCUUCUAGCUCCGUUUUUCAUCCACAAAGUGCCUUAUGGAUUCCGAGUGUUGUUCUGUGUCUUCAUGACAGUAGCAAGUUUCCUGCUGGUGUCCUUUUCCUCUGCAGUAUGGCAAAGCAUUCUGGGAGUGAUCUUUGCCAGCUUUGGUGCAGGACUGGGAGAACUGUCCUUCCUCUCGCUCUCUGUCUUCUUCAACAGGAACGUCCUGGAGGGCUGGGGCUCAGGAACCGGAGGUGCUGGAGUUGCGGGGGCUCUCCUUUAUUCAGGCCUCAUCCAAGCUGGCCUGUCUCCCCGGGUGACCGUGCUGGUUAUGCUGGUGGUCCCAUUUUCCAUGCUCAUCAGCUACUGGUGCCUGCUGGUUCCUCCACCUUCACUGCCUCAGUGGAGCAGGAAGGAGGUCCCAUAUGCAGCUUUGGGCUCAGAGGAGGAUCAAGUGGAGGAGUCAGAGGAGGAGGAGGAGUCAGAGGAGGAGGAGGAGUCAGAGGAGGAGGAGGAGAGAUCACCAGCAGUGGACAGAAGCUCGGGAUCGUUCAUCUGCAGGGAGAAGAUGCAGGUCAUCAAGGGCUUGUUGAAGUUCAUGUUUCCACUGGGGCUGGUCUACUUCGCUGAGUACUUCAUCAACCAGGGUUUGAUGGAACUCCUGUUUUUUCCAAACUUUUUCCUCUCUCAUGCUGAUCAGUAUCGCUGGUACCAGACGACGUACCAGUUCGGCGUGUUUUUUUCUCGAUCCUCUCUUCGCUGUGUGAAGAUCCGCCGACUCUGGAUCCUCACUUCCCUGCAGUGGCUGAAUGCAGGAUUUCUGCUGCUGGCUGUGAGGUUCCAGUUCCUGCCCAACGCCUGGCUGGUGUUGGUCAUCAUCUUCUACGAGGGUCUGCUGGGGGGAGCUGCUUAUGUCAACACAUUCCACUUCAUCAGCAAGGAGACUGAAAGCAGACACAGAGAGUUCGCCAUGGCAGCUGCCAGCGUGGGAGACAGCUUUGGCAUAGCGCUGGCUGCAUGUGCAGCUUUUUUUGUCCACAGAUACUUCUGUUCUCUGUGAUGGAGCAGAACGACCAGCGAUCAGAAUGUGGGAGAAGAAAUACACCUCCACAAACAUGAGGACUUCUUAAAGUGGUUUAACCAACCAGAACUGUGAGAGAAGCAGAAACCACCGCAGACAACAGACCCUUUUCACCGUGACGUCAGACAAAAUGGCAACAGGGCCUGAAAUGUGAAUUGUUUCUUCUGGUUUACUGCUUUAGAGCGGCAAAGCUGACAGCUGAACGAUGUUCAACACAGUUUUACAUCAAUAAUGAAAGGUAACCUAACCUGUUUCAACAGAAAAAUGAUCCAUAUUUAUUUUAUGAAUGUCCUGCUGAACUGUAUUUUCAUUUCCUGUCUUGGAUCGUUUACAAAUCUAAAUACAAAUUUGAAUAAUCCUUCAUUUGAGGUUCCAUUGAAAAUAUUGACCUUUCAUUUGAGCAGAUAUUAUUCUAACGGUUUCUGUUUUGCUUGAUUUAAUUCAUACAUCAAAAACUG
Messenger RNA from Oryzias melastigma (Indian medaka), 1994 nucleotides. RefSeq names its product CLN3 lysosomal/endosomal transmembrane protein, battenin (gene cln3). The coding region runs from base 163 to 1515 and encodes 450 amino acids. The record is from RefSeq and is a predicted model, not a curated record. Gene Ontology annotation, cellular component: membrane; lysosome. The transcript is spliced from 15 exons. Lineage: Eukaryota; Metazoa; Chordata; Actinopteri; Beloniformes; Adrianichthyidae. Gene Ontology annotation, biological process: lysosome organization; regulation of intracellular pH.